This is a messenger RNA of Chanos chanos (milkfish), 1084 nucleotides long. RefSeq names its product muscle RAS oncogene homolog b (gene mrasb). The record is from RefSeq and is a predicted model, not a curated record. Gene Ontology annotation, cellular component: membrane. Gene Ontology annotation, biological process: signal transduction. The transcript is spliced from 6 exons. Lineage: Eukaryota; Metazoa; Chordata; Actinopteri; Gonorynchiformes; Chanidae. Bases 156 to 779 code for a protein of 207 amino acids. Gene Ontology annotation, molecular function: GTP binding; GTPase activity.
GGUGGAAGUUAAAUAGUGCAAACUACUUUCUAUAUACUGACCACGUCGUUGUUUGUUAACGGCAACGUGUUAUGUGUAAUGUCGGCGCUUGCUUCUCUUGAAACGGACUGGUUAACGUACGAGCUGUCAUAUUGCUUCUUGGUGUAGCUGUCUCCAUGGCAACCAGCGCAGUUCCCAGCGACAAUCUUCCCACAUACAAACUGGUGGUGGUGGGGGAUGGGGGAGUGGGAAAGAGCGCUCUCACCAUCCAGUUUUUUCAGAAAAUAUUCGUCCCCGACUACGACCCCACCAUCGAAGACUCGUACCUGAAGCACACAGAAAUUGAUGGCCAGUGGGCCAUUUUGGACGUUCUGGACACGGCAGGACAGGAGGAGUUUAGCGCAAUGCGUGAACAGUACAUGCGGACGGGUGACGGGUUCCUCAUCGUUUUCUCAGUGACGGACAAGGCCAGCUUUGAGCACGUGGAUCGCUUUCAUCAACUCAUCCUGAGAGUGAAAGACAGGGAGUCAUUUCCCAUGGUCCUUGUUGCGAACAAAGUGGAUCUGGUGCAUUUGCGGAAAGUCACGAGUGAGCAGGGGCGAGAAAUGGCCUCAAAGCAUUGUAUCACAUAUAUCGAAACAAGUGCUAAGGAUCCCCCAAUGAAUGUAGACAAAGCUUUUCAUGAACUAGUACGAGUCAUUAGGCAACAGAUUCCAGAGAGAAGCCAAAAGAAGAAGAAAACAAAAUGGCGUUCAGACAGAUCGCCGGGAUCCCACAGACUUCAUUGUGUCAUACUGUGAUUGUUUCUCUGCUGUUUUAUUUAAGAACUCUUUUUGUUGUUUUUGUCGUUGUUGUCAUUGUUGAUGAUGUUUUGGGCUUGUCACCAUGGCGAUGAAGACUCUGACUGUUAACGCACCCACCGUGCCUACAGCCAUGCCACACUGUCAAUGUGGGAGGUGUUGUGCCUUACAGUGAAGUAUUACAGCUCACCAUGGCAACCAGUGAAGUAUUACAGUUCACCAUGGCAACUAGUGUUGUCCAAAGCCAGGAAGGGCGCAUACUUAGGAGAGAAAUGCCCCCAUACAGCCACUGUAAAAUCUCUCUC